Panicum virgatum (switchgrass) is the source of this 1174-nucleotide messenger RNA. RefSeq names its product putative disease resistance protein RGA4. The coding region runs from base 1 to 861 and encodes 286 amino acids. The record is from RefSeq and is a predicted model, not a curated record. The transcript has a single exon. NCBI's taxonomy places the organism in Eukaryota, Viridiplantae, Streptophyta, Magnoliopsida, Poales, Poaceae.
AUGCAUGAUUUGAUGUACGAAUUGGCACACUCUGUUUCUAUUGAGGAAUGUUCAAGAUUUAAAGAUGGUGACCACAGUGCGGAGGCAAAUCGCAUAUCUCCUCCUAAAGUGCGACACUUGUACAUUCAAAGCAUAACUUCUGAAAUUAUCACAAUUAUUUCUCAGUCCAAGAACCUGCGCACUCUGAUAAUAGAAAAUGAGGCAAGCUCCAUACAACAAGAACUCAUGUCUGAUCUCAAGAAAUCUAUAAAAGGCAGAACAAGCCUGCGGCUCUUGAAGUUAGCUGGACAGGGUUGGUUUGGCAUGAAUGAUGUUGCGGAACUGAAGCACCUAAGAUACAUCUAUAUGUCAGCUACUGACGAGCCUAAUCUAUGUAAGCUGUUUAAACUCUGUCAUCUGCAAGUCCUUCGGAUCUUAAAGAUAGACAAAGAGGAAAAGGUGAGCCCCAUUGAUAUUGGUAACCUGCCGAGCUUGCAAAAAUUGGAUAUUCCUAAAAGAGCAUUGUCCACAAUCCCUCACAUUGGAAAAUUGACUAGUCUUCGAGAAUUGAAUGGGUUUAGUGUGAGGAAAAAGGAUGGCCACAAUAUAACUGAGCUGCAGAAUUUAGGGAAGCUCCGGAGAAUUAUUGUUUUUGAUGUCCAAAAUGUCAGCAAUUGUAAUGAAGCUGAUGCUGCUAAAUUGGAUAACAAGAUGGAAAUGAAAGUAUUAUCCUUGAGUUGGUCCCAUGGGCAAGGUGGAAUUGAUGAUCAUAUACUCAAUAAGCUUGUUCCUCACAGAAAUCUCAAGCAUUUAACUAUAUCUCGAUACAAUGGCAUUAAGCCACCAAUGUGGAUUCAAAGCUCCCACCGCUUGGCAGUCUAGGGGCACUGGAGCAUGUUGUUCUUGCGCACCUCCCAAAACUGAAAUACAUUGGUAAUUCAUCCCAUGGUUCUCAUGCUUAUGAUUACAGGGAGAAUUGGACAGAAGGAAAUGUUCCUGGCGAAUUGCCUCCCCAUCUGGUUACAUUUGUUGUGAAAGAUUGUCCACAACUUUUGGAGCUACCUGAUCUACCUUUCAGUCUGCAGUUAUUGGGGACAGAUGGAGUUGGAAUGUCUAGUCUGCCUAACAUGUCUGAUCUCAAGAGAUUAGAGCCACAGCUUUCUACACUGCAUUUCAGAUCUUGUGAUUUUUUGGU